CUGUCACAUUGACGUUAGUUUUGUGUUGUAUUCGAACGUGAAGAAAGUUGUUUUAUUAUGUACUUAUCUAUUCCCUUGAAAGUAUGAUUCAAGCUGUUAAUUCAAAUGUAUAGUUAGUGCUUAAGUGAAUCAAGUGUAGUGUUUUAAGUACGUCUAUUAUUAAAAGCAUCAAUAUGGUUAUUAACAAAAUCGAACCACAAGAAUGCCUAAGAGAUUCUCCGAAGUUCAGGAGUGUCUUAGAGGAAGAAGAAACUAGCAUAGAUCAACUUGAGGGCAAACUAGAAAAGAUAUUGAAAGUCUGCGGAUCUAUGAUAGAUGCUGGAAAAACAUAUGUUGGACAACAAAGCCUUUUUGCGAACAGUCUAUGGGAUCUGAGCACGCAUUUCAGGGAAGACCCGAUGGUCUUAUCUUCUUUGAAUAAGCUAAUUCACAGUUUGCAGGAAAUGAACAAAUUCCACACGAUUUUGUUGGAUCAAGCCUCGCGUACGAUUCUCAAAAACAUCACGUCUUUCAUAAAAAAUGAUAUCAAGCAAGUGCGUGAUUAUAAGCAACAUUUCGAGAAGAUCUCGACCGAAUACGAUACAAUUCUUAUCAGAAACUCGCAUACACCUAAAAGUAAACCUCAAGAAGUUGAAGAGGUUCAAAAUAUAUUGGUCGCCGUCAGAUCCUGUUUCGGCCACCAAACGCUAGACUAUGUCAACAGUAUAAGUGUUUUGCAGAUGAAGAAGCGCUAUGAAAUUUUGAGUACGCUUCUGUCAUACAUGCAUGCUUGCACGACGUAUUACCAUCAGGGAUCUGAUUUGUGCGCCGAUUUGGAACCGUUCUUCAAAACCUUAGCUGAUGAGAUAGCUACAAUGAGAGAUGAAACGUACAAACUGCAAAAGGACCUCGAGAAUACUCACGCGUCCGUAUCGAAUAUAGAACUAGUCACCAGGAAAAACGAAAAGAACUCUCCUACUAUGGAGGGAUAUUUGUUCAAAAGAACCUCGAAUGCUUUCAAGACGUGGAACAGAAGAUGGUUCUACUUAUAUGACAAUAAGCUAGUAUAUAGAAAAAGAUCUGGUGAAGAGCAAGAGACUGUUAUGGAGGAUGAUUUGAGGUUAUGUACAGUUAAGCCGGUGUCAGAUGGAGAGAGACGGUUUUGUUUCGAGGUGCUGUCGCCUGCGAAAAGUCACAUGCUUCAGGCUGACUCGAAAGAAAUGUACGAUGCCUGGAUCACAGCGCUACAGAAAGGUAUCGGAGCCGCGAUUCAGAGAGUGCAAAGUUGCGAUUUGGAUAAUCACAAAAACAAUGUCGGCAAUUUGCACAGGCAUUCGAAUAAGGAAACGCGGAGGAGUCAAAACGGGCCGCUGUCUAAAGAUACAAGUAAAAUGAAAAAAAUAAAGUAAGUUCGCAGUUAGUCUGUCAAGGGCUGUCUUAAAAAUGUGGUUCCCAAAAAAUGUGUAAGAAAAAAAAUACGUUUCAAAUGGUGGAUUCGUUUUUCAAAUAAAAAAUUCCCUGUGCCUGAAAAAAAUGUGUGUACCUUAUUUUUGAGACAAUCGUGUGGCGUUUCAUCCUUAUUGGAAAUCAUCAGUACGAGACAGAUCCUCUGACAACGAACAAAGCAAAGAAUUUUCGUCUAUACGAGAAACUUGACGUUGACGUAAAUAGUGAUAAAGUUUUAAUUGUUAAUUUUGCAGAAUGUGGGAACAGCUGUUGAAAAUUCCUGGCAAUAAUUUCUGUUGCGACUGCGGCAGUCCCAAUCCUAGGUGGGCUAGUAUUAAUUUGGGAAUCACCUUGUGUAUUGGUACGUAAGACUAUUUAUAUUCCUAAUUGAAAUAGAUCGAAACCGUGCUCGAAAGUAGAAAUGUGUUAACACAACACAUCUUAAGAAGCGUGCAUUGCUGCUGAAUGAAAGUGGUUUGAACAUUUAUUGUGCAUUUAAUGAAUACAUUCAUGAAUUAAUAAAAGUCUGUUUUGCUGACUAUCACUCCGU
Acanthoscelides obtectus is the source of this 1975-nucleotide messenger RNA. The record is from the annotation of a GenBank genome assembly. NCBI's taxonomy places the organism in Eukaryota, Metazoa, Arthropoda, Insecta, Coleoptera, Chrysomelidae.